Messenger RNA from Urocitellus parryii (Arctic ground squirrel), 981 nucleotides. It is a transcript of the gene Atg10, whose product is annotated as autophagy related 10. Gene Ontology annotation, cellular component: cytosol. Gene Ontology annotation, biological process: autophagy of mitochondrion; protein modification by small protein conjugation; protein lipidation. The record is from RefSeq and is a predicted model, not a curated record. NCBI's taxonomy places the organism in Eukaryota, Metazoa, Chordata, Mammalia, Rodentia, Sciuridae. Gene Ontology annotation, molecular function: Atg12 conjugating enzyme activity.
CGUCGCCCCGCCCGCCAGGCUGGGCUGCGGGGUCAGGGGCCGAGCGGAGCGGGCUAUCAUUUAAAAUGGAAGAAGAUGAAUUUUUUGGAGAAAAAACAUUCCAGCAUCAUUGUUCAGAAUUCAUUAAACAUUCACAACAGAUAGGUGAUGGUUGGGAAUGGAGAUCAUCAAAGGACUGUUCUGAUGGUUACAUGUGCAAAACGCAUUUUCAAAUAAAAAGUGGGACUAUGGUGUCACAUCCAGGAACAUAUGCUGGUGUACAGACAUGUCCUCCUGUGGAGGAGGUUUUAGAGGUACCCUUGGAUGAUGCUGAAGUGACGGAGACUGCAGCAGCAUCUGAAGUGAUUAAAUAUGAAUAUCAUGUCUUAUAUUCCAGUAGCUACCAAGUGCCUGUACUUUACUUUAGGGCAAGCUUCUUAGAUGGGAGACCGUUAGCCCUGAAGGACAUAUGGGAAGGAGUCCACGAGUGCUAUCAGACGAGGCUGCUACAGGGACCAUGGGACACUAUUACUCAACAGGAACAUCCAAUACUUGGGCAACCCUUUUUUGUACUUCAUCCCUGCAAGACUAAUGAAUUCAUGGCUCCUGUAUUAAAGAAUUCUCAGAAAAUCAAUAGGAACAUCAACUAUAUUACAUCAUGGCUGAGCAUCGUAGGGCCGGUUGUUGGGCUCAAUCUUCCUCUCAGUUAUGCCAUAGCAACUUCUCAGGAUGAGUCAAAUGCCCUUUGACAAGAUUUUCCUAUUGAUUUUACAGAUUGUGGCAUGAAGAGCAUCAAGAGUUUACCUGACCAGCCCUGGUUUUAAUGAGAUCAAAACUGUGCAAUAUUACACAUUGCCAAGAUUUGACAUGGAAUUUUUUUUCCCCCAGGAAAAAAAUGUCUGUGGCAACUCAUAUUUGAUAGACUGAAUGUUUAGAAAAAACAUGUCAAAGAUACAAAUCACUGUAAAUAACAAAAAAUGAAUCUAGUUCAGUAAUACUAUA